AUGCCCGUGUCGCCGAUACACCAUCCAGCUAUCGACUCAUGGCCACCGACGCAGGUGCACCUCAGUCCACGCAUCCUGGACGAGGCCGCUCUUAUCAGUGAUCAACCAUUCUCGUACUUCCUCAUGCCAGGCGCGACCUACGACUCAGACGACGACUUCUCCGACUUGGAUGCCGGUAUCGAGGGUACCGGAUUCAGCUCUGCACGCGGAAAGUCUGGCGCCUCCAACCUCUCGUUUGAGUGCAGCAUCAAAACUGGCCGCCCGAGCCUCGCACUUACUGCCGUGGCGUCGGACGACUCCUCUGAUGAAGAAGACUACAUCCGCCUCCCUCCCGGCGGGUUCGGCCAGCUCUAUCAACUCGCAGACCCGUGUGUAGCCGUUGAAGACGGAAAGAGCGGUAGGCACGCCAAAGAACGGAGCAAGAAGAAGGCCUUUCAAAAAGUUGCCAGGGUCGCCCGAGGAAGGUCGGCGACGAGGCAGGACGACGACCAGGACCCGUCUCGGCUAUCCGUCAUGAUGGGCAAGCGUUCGCGCAGAGCCUGGAGGGAGCCUAGCCCGUAUGUGUGGAGCAUCGACGAGGAAACCGAGGGCUCGCGGGAGCUCCAUCAAAAGGAAGCACACGAUCUCGGGGAUUCGAAACACGUCGUUGUCACAGAACAGCAGCUAGUAAACCGCGCUAGCGCCGCACCUAGGCCCCGGUCUGCGCUGGCUGGCGUCCGUCAACUCGAGUUUGACGAUGCCAAAGUGGCCGCAAAGCUUAAGGAGCGCAAGGUUCGAUUCGUCUUACCUCAGGAGGCCUCAAGGUGA
Parascedosporium putredinis is the source of this 807-nucleotide messenger RNA. NCBI's taxonomy places the organism in Eukaryota, Fungi, Ascomycota, Sordariomycetes, Microascales, Microascaceae. The record is from the annotation of a GenBank genome assembly.